AUGCAUGCUUACCCUAAAUAUGAUACGGCGACAACAACAUUGGGCUUUAUUUAUAACAGUGGAGAUGUUAUGGUAGUCCUUGAUCAUUCAAGGACUCGCCGUGGUUCAAGCCUAUCAUCAUAUCCAUGUCCAAUCGAAAAUCUUUGUGUACUUAAUUCGCACCUGCUUGCUGCUGUUUCCGGAGGGAACAAAUAUUUGCACCAAUAUGUGUUCUCUUAUCUGAAAGAGAAGUGCGACAGACAUGCAUGCAUGGUGGGGAAAAGAGCUUCUGCUGCAUAA
Messenger RNA from Oldenlandia corymbosa var. corymbosa, 279 nucleotides. NCBI's taxonomy places the organism in Eukaryota, Viridiplantae, Streptophyta, Magnoliopsida, Gentianales, Rubiaceae. The record is from the annotation of a GenBank genome assembly.